AUAAAAAAAAUUAGGGGGGUUUUCGUGACAGUCUAGCACCACUGAUGUGGUCAGAGCUGAGGUAUAAAUGAAGCUCCUCAACAGUGCACCCCCUUUCACUCCACUUGAAGAUAGGCGAGACAACUUUAUCAUCAGAAUCACUGUUGUCAACUGAAACAAAGACAUGGUGACAAUCAAAGCCAUGGUGAUGGUGAUCGCACUCACUAUUUGUCUGACUGCGAACAGUUCUGACGGCUAUCGUUACUGCUGUCGAAGAUAUAUGACAGGCCGAUUACGAGAUGUUGAAAUUAAGGGGUACUCAGUCCAGACUAUUAAGGAGAUGUGUCCCAUUGAUGCCAUCAUUUUCCACACAAAGAAGGGGAAAGCAUGCGCCAAUCCAGCUCUGAAGUGGGUGAUGGACGCUGUUGAUCGUUUAAG
Haplochromis burtoni (Burton's mouthbrooder) is the source of this 417-nucleotide messenger RNA. Its product is annotated as C-C motif chemokine 20. Gene Ontology annotation, biological process: positive regulation of GTPase activity; chemokine-mediated signaling pathway; cellular response to interleukin-1. The record is from RefSeq and is a predicted model, not a curated record. Lineage: Eukaryota; Metazoa; Chordata; Actinopteri; Cichliformes; Cichlidae. Gene Ontology annotation, cellular component: extracellular region. Gene Ontology annotation, molecular function: chemokine activity; CCR chemokine receptor binding.